Molecule: messenger RNA, 1436 nt
Organism: Aspergillus eucalypticola CBS 122712
Lineage: Eukaryota; Fungi; Ascomycota; Eurotiomycetes; Eurotiales; Aspergillaceae
Product: lactate 2-monooxygenase
Exons: 4
Coding region: 60-1271 (403 amino acids)
Molecular function (GO): oxidoreductase activity; FMN binding
Source: RefSeq, a predicted model, not a curated record
UUCUUCCAAGUGAACCUUUUUGAAUUUGAAAAGCAAUAUCUUCUAUUUACACGCGCAAUAUGUCGGAAAACUACGGCGACUAUCAGACUGAGAUCUAUGGCCGAGGAGCAUUGACAGGCGUCUUGCCUAAUGUUACUACUGAUCCUCGAUUACUUGAAGAACAGGCAAAGAAGGCCCUAGGCGAUCGUAGCUUCAACUAUGUGGCCGGCGGUGCUGGGGAGAAGGCUACAAUGGAUAGCAAUCGGCUGGCUUUUCGACAAUGGAAGCUAAUCCCGAGGAUGCUGAAGCCGAUGAAUGAUCAGAACCUUGCGGUAAACCUUUUUGGCCAGAAAUAUCCAACUCCUCUUCUCAUGGCGCCGGUCGGCGUCCAGUCGAUUUUCCAUGAUGAUAAGGAGUCUGGCCUUGCAGAAGCCUGUGGGAAUGUUGGGAUCCCGUAUAUCCUCAGCACCGCGAGCAGCAGCUCGAUUGAGGAAGUCGGACAGGCUAAUGGAGACGGUAAAAGAUGGUUCCAACUUUACUGGCCGCGAGACGAUGAUAUCACGCUAUCAUUGCUGAAACGCGCCAAAGACAAUGGGUUCUCCGUCCUGGUAGUUACGCUCGACACUUGGUCGCUCGCUUGGCGACCAGCGGACCUGGACAAUGCCUACGUUCCGUUCAUACGGGGCGUCGGCAACACACUUGGUUUCACGGAUCCCGUGUUCCGCUCGAAAUUUGAGAAAGAGUCCGGUUCGACAGUGGAAGAGGACAUUGUGGGGGCAUCUAAGUCAUGGAUCUCCCAGGUAUUCUAUGGUCAGCCGCAUGCGUGGGAGCAAAUUGCAUUUUUGCGAAAGAAUUGGGAUGGUCCAAUUGUACUCAAGGGCAUUCAGCAUGUGGAUGAUGCGAAGCUCGCCCUUGAGGCGAAAUGUGACGGUAUCGUUGUUUCAAACCAUGGAGGUCGACAGGUUGAUGGUGCGAUCGGCUCACUGGAAGUUCUCCCCGAGAUAGUUGAUGCUGUUGGUGGCAAGAUGACAAUUCUUUUUGAUUCAGGGGUUCGCACUGGAGCAGAUAUCAUCAAAGCGCUUUGUCUGGGAGCGGAUGCUGUCUUGGUUGGCAGGCCGGUGAUCUAUGGGUUGGCAAUCGAUGGAAAGAACGGGGCCGAAGCCGUGAUGAAGGGGCUUCUGGCGGAUCUCUGGCAGACCAUGAGUCUGUCAGGGAUAUGUACCGUGGCCGAGUGCACCCGCAACAAGAUCAGGAAAGUUGUGUACCCUGGAGAUGGGAAGGCAAUGUUGUGACAUGUAACAUAUUAUUGGCCGGUAACGUGAAGAUGCCCGAUUGAGGGAAAGAUCAGAUGACGGAGUUUGGGGAAGGAAUGAGGGGAAAACUGGAGCCUGUGGGGUAGCACCAAAUCUUGAUACUUGUAUACUUGCUUCGCGAUAAUGAAUUCGCGUCGCGUUUUC